This is a messenger RNA of Nomia melanderi (Alkali bee), 5405 nucleotides long. The record is from RefSeq and is a predicted model, not a curated record. Lineage: Eukaryota; Metazoa; Arthropoda; Insecta; Hymenoptera; Halictidae.
AUUCAAGAUUCCCAAGCUGAGGGUUCAUGGACGCUUCAUUCGGUCCUAACCAAUUAGGACCAAAUGAAGCGCAUACCAACGCCCCUGUCCUUUCCCAGAGCUUUUCUUCUAUUCCCGAUUCCAUAAAUGAGACAAAGAAACAAAAUGAAUCUACAAAACGUACAUUAAAAUUUGAUAUUGCUUACAAAAAACGUGAUCUUGUAUCUACUCAGUAUAUAAAACAUAAUAAUGAAACAAAAUCUAAUGAGUGCACUAUACAGAAUUCUAUGAUUACCCGAGAAACAACUAUGUCAAAUAUUGCAAAACCUAUAAGACCACUUACAUCCGCUCCUUACUGCAUCAAUCCUGAUAUAUCCGUAAAGAAUAAGUGCUUGAAAAUAGACGGUAACGAUUAUCAAUUUACACAAAACAACAUGGAUAUUUAUAAAGAUAGUAAUUCCCGCUCUAUACGAUCAGUGUCCUCGCCGCAAUUAACAACUAAACCCCUUACACGAUCGAAAGUUUAUAGAAAAGCAUCGUUAAAGUCAAUGAACUUAUCUAAUUCUACGUUAGACAACUCUGCAUCGAAUCAUUGUAGAAGUAUCGGCUUGGCAUCGGAUAAUCGAAUAAUUAACACUUCUAACUGUUCUAUCACCUUCACAGAUAAAAAGGUACCUUUUUCAUAUCAUUCUGCGACCACGCAAAGAAAUGAUUCAAACGAUUCCCGGAACAAGUGGAAUAUGGGAGAAGUACAUAUUACUUGUAAUCCACUGUCGACACCGUAUCCAUAUUCCACGCCUCACCGUAACAUCAUAAACGAAACUGUAACAGAGCCACUAGAGGAAGAACCAAAAAGUCGCAGCUGCGGAAGUUUUUUACCAAUCUUAUCGUUGAUACCACAAACAGUAAUCAGUUUUCAGUAUUUAAGCCCGAAAAUGAAAUUCUCUUGGUGGAGAAAUAAAAUCUCGUGAAGGUACGCUUAAAUUGACCAUUUAGCGCGUGUGUUGCUAGUGGUCUUGUAGCGCAAAUUAAAUGCUAUUUGGUCAAGCUCUACGAAAACCUCUUACCUCGUAGUGAGUUCCCAAUCUUCAUCAAUUAGAGGUAUCCUGAUCAUCGUUACACGUGUCUAUCAAUCAGUCUAUGCCCUUUUAAUACUACAAAGUAGGGUCGUACGGAAAGAACGCAUGCAGUUAGAUCUUAAACGAAAUAUAAGUAGAAUUCCUUCAUUCUGUGGAAAUGUUUUGCAUAAUGUGAAACGACUUUAAGUCCCUUGGAAAUAAUGUCUAUAUUGUACAUUACAGUUCUCUGGGAUCCUCUAGUCUAUGAAGUGUUUUCCUAAACUUUCAUAAUUUAUGAGUAGAUUGAAGCAAGUACCUUUUGCUCCGUACAGAAGGGGUCUCUUACCAUUUUGUCUACUUAUAGCAAUAUUCUUAGAGAUUCAUUAUGAUAAAAAUCAAAAUUAAAAUUACAGUAUGGAUCCAAUGAGUUAUACCAAUCAUAAUGUAAUUCUUUUAAAUUUAUGUUUCUAUUGUAAAUUACUUUUUCCUAAGAGAAAGUGUGCCUAUUUUCAAAUAUAUUUGGCCAUAAAUUAAAUAGUUAGGAAUUAUUUAAACAUGAUUUCCUUGUUGUAAUCUCUUAUUAAACGGUUCCUCUUUUUCUAAUUUAAUGUACUUAAAAAAAAGAAACUUACUGAUCCAUACUAUCAGAUGAUACUAGAAUUUUUUAAAUGUACAUCAAAAUAUGAUUAAAAUAUUCCAUGUGAAUAACUACUCUAUGUGAUAUUAUUAAAAAUAUGGAGAAGAAUACACCAGUUGGUGUUGUACAAUGUUAAGAAUUUAGAUUAAUUCUUCAUGAAUCUUUUGUCGAAUUCCUUAUUAAAUUAAUUUCAAUUCAUUUUAUGAAAUGGAUGAUGCAUUAAAGUAGUUAAGGCACUAUGAUUAAUUAAAUCAUUCCUAUAUGCGUGCGUGUAAAGUAUACGUGCGAGCGUUGUGUACAUGACAAGUCAUAUUUCCUCUACAACUUUUAUUUCUCUAUGAGAAAUAAUAUUGUUUAAUAUAAUUUAUGUUUACAAGGAAUUUAUAUUACAGAAACUUGAAAGAAUUUAUUUUUUAUUACGCUUAUUUUCUUGGAUUUUCAAACAUUUUUAGAAGCAUUGAAUUUUUUUUGUUAUCACUUCACAUUCUUGUUUAUUUCCACUUUGAUGCUCUCUGUGUAAAAAUCUCGUUAUAAACUUAUAUUUGAUUCCGUUUGGCGAUUACAAGUGCUCAUUUUAUAUUUACCGAGUAAUAAAUGUUUUUUAUAAAUAUUUGUAUUUCAUUGUGUUUCAUUUCACAAUAUUUCCAAAAAUUUAUUAUUUCGUAAAUACAAUAAAUAACAUUUUAUAUGUGAAAAUGCGUAAAUCGCAAGAAUACUUCUUUUUUUAAUAAAAAGGGAAAGAGAAAAGAAAGAAAGAAAGAAAGAAGGAAAGAAAGGAAGAAAGAAAGAAAGAAAGGGAGAGACAAUAAGAAACGUAAUUUAUCUACAAAUUUUGUUUCUUAUAUGUAUUAUAAUUGUAAUGAUGGUGUUAAAAAUUUAACAUCGUUUGAAGACAAAUACAGCAGUGCUCUAUUAAUCAUUAAUAACAACGUGAAGUUUGUACUGUGAUUUUUUCUUGUCGUAAGCAAAGUUUCAUUUAAAAUUGCUAGUUUGUAAACUAUUAUUUUAUUUAAUAAUAGUGGCAAAUCUGCACUUUUAACAGUACUAAACAGAUAAUAACAUAAAUAAUUAAAACGUAAUGCGGUAGGUAAUGUACAUCAUAGUCCCAUUAAGUGCUUUCCAAAAUAUAUUAUCCUUUGGUGUAGAUUAUUGUUGCAUGUAAAGUAACUUGAUUUCUGUAUUAUACUCAUCAAAUAAAGAUUAUAUUUAGUCAAUUAAUACUGUGUAGAGUUUACUUAUUAUGUUUAAAAUGUUAUAUUUCUAUAAAACAUGCUUAAAAUUUCAUAGACAAUUUUAAAUGGAGAGUACACCAAUUUUUAACUGUACUAUUAUUUCAGAAAAUUCAUUACCGAAUAUAAACAAAUAUGAAAAUAUAAUUUUUGCUAUUAUUUUUACAAAAAUAUGUAACGAUCUGCAUAAUUUAUUAAAUUAUAUCGUCAGCUUUAGUAUAUUCUUGUUUAUUAAAAUGAAUUAUACUAAACAUUGCAUUGAAUCUUGAUCGUAAUCCGUGUUGUAUACUUUUAUGAGUUUUUUCUUGAUGUUCUUUCUGCACUUCAUGAGUUUCCGUAUCAAAUUUAUUUUGAAUUUUAUUUAAUGCUAAUAAAAAAGUAACAUAUGUAUUAGAAUUAGAUAAUAAAGUAAAAAUAUUAAACUUUUAUUUUAAAUAGUUUCUUUACCUUUCUUCAAAUCCAUUUCAUCCAUUUCUAUAUUACUGAUUUUAGAUAAUUCAUGUCUGAAACUUUUUGUGAUUUUUUUUCGAAUAUAAUCAGCUUCUAUUUCUUGCUUGGUCCGUGGUACUCUGAAGCGAAUGCAACAACAGAGAGCAAUUAACACGCUAAGUAAAACAGAAAGAAUAAUACCAGCAAGUUGCCAAACACGAAAUCCCGGUAGCGCUUCAUCUUCUAACCACUGUUCAACACCACCUUCAACACAAUCUCCUGGACGUAUAGCUAUUUCAUUAGGUGAACACGGUGAAAAAGAUGACGAAGGCAAAAGUGAUGCGAUAGUUGACUCAUCCAUUUCUUUCAUAAUGUGACAACUCUGAAAAUCCUUUGUUAUUUUAUUAAAUUUAUAAAACGAAUCUUUUAUACGUGUAAUCUUACUCAAGAAGUAUUACUCGUGUUUUCCAUAAUACUAAUAAUUAUUUACAUAAAUAUUUUUUUUUUAAUCCGUAUAAAAGUACGAUUUUAGGAAAUCGAAACUAUAUACAAUAAUGUACGUUCUUUGUAUCUAAAAUAAAAGUAACUGAUAAUACAUGUCAUUUAAAAUUUGGUACACGAUAAGUUCAAAUUAAUUGCAAAGUAAAUAUAAAUAUUGCAAAGUAAAUAUAAAUAUUUUGAAAAUUAAUCUAAAUAUUUUAUACAUUUUUCAAUACUUACAUAUCAUCAAAAAUAUAAUGAAAUAUUCACUACCGUUGAAGACUCCAAUUUCUUUCACUUAAUAUAAAAACUGAUUACAUCAAAGGUUUAGAAAUUUUGAUACAUUCUGGUUGAGAGAAUGCUUGUAACUGAAACCCUAACAGGCACACUAUGUGGCUCUAUAUCUUUUGUGCCUGUGCUAAAUAAAAGGGUGUGGUUAUUAAUGAAUACUUGUGUCUGGCACUCCCUAGUUUACACCUCAAUCUGAUUUUCCAACCCUUGUAACCAUUUACUAAUUACAAAUCAAUAAUGCAAAACCCCACUGUUUCUAAAUCAAUUUUAGCCAUUAAUACAAACGAAGGUUAUAUAAUUAUAGUGUCUAUUAUAUAGAAGUAAUACUUUUAUUAUCUUACAAUAAUUAUACGUUAAUAAGAGAGUAUAGACAAUAAAAAUAAUUUAUCAAAAUUCACAAUGCUGUGUUAAACACAUAACUGAUACAUUAAUUAUAUUAAUUCGUAAAUCCCACGUAUUACUGCGUAUUUUGAGUGUUUGUCACUAUACGUGGAUUUCAGUAAAAAAUAAUGCUUCGAAUAAAAUUAGUCAAUAUAAUUGUAUUAAAUGAAAUAGAAUGUGAAAUCGUACAUACUUUGAUGGUAAUGAUCACUAUUAAGUUGAUUAACAUAAUUGUUCACAUACGGACAUAACGAAACAGAAAAUACUUAACAUCAUUUAAAGACUAUGAAUUCCCUGAUUUCUUUGUAGACUCUAUGCAUUCUUGCAGCAUUACUUUAAGAACUUUAAUAUAAAAUAACUUUUGAAUCAUGCAUUGCCUUGCUGCAUACAUAACAUAUCUUAGAUAUGUCUACAGCAGUGUAGACUUUUUUCUAAAGAACAUUGUACUGUUCGAAGUUAAUGGUGUGGUAAAACUUGAAGAUAGGAAGCUCUUGACUCAUUAAUCUUAUGAGUUAGAAUCCUCCAUUACAAAGAAUAUUUUUUGCCAGAAAAUCAAAGAAUUUCUAGCAAAUCUAUAAGAUAAAUGAAGAUUUUGUCAUUUAUCCUUUAUCAAAACAAUGUUAUGAAUGGAAUAUGUUUAAGUUCAUUCCUUCCUGAUAAAUGUUCGACCCCUGUAAAAUAUAAUGCAACUAUUUGUAUAAUACUGACAAAUAUAUAUUACAUAGAUAAUGAUAUGAAAUCAACUUACGUAAUUGUUUUCUUUUCAGUAUUCUUAGACUGCGAUCUUGCCCGAUUUAAUACCUUCAAGAAGUCUGUCGUUUUGGUACGCAUUCUUGAGUGAAUGUAAACUUUACUGCACUUAAUGUGAUAGUGCAAAUAAUUUCUGAACAUGUGUAUUAAAUCAAUGGUAUUAUCACGAGC